AAGACACCCCCAUUGAUCAAAAAGAGUCGUUUUCGCUGCUCUCUUUCUCUCUCUAGAAAACACGCACUCUCUCUCUACAAAACACACACCCUCUUGAUCUCCGAGCAUAUCCCGGAUCGGGUACUCUCACCCCCCACUCUCUCUCCUGUAACCACUCCCUUCGAUAUACGCGCCUCGAAGACCAUUUCAUUUUUCGCAAUUCGACUCCACAGAAACAACCGAUCUUCAAGAACAUUGAGAGAAUCGAACGAACCAACCAACGAACCAAUUCUAGGGCUUUCCUUGACAUGAAGUUAUGUGCAGCGAAUGCAUUUCACUUGAAUUUCCGCUCUUGAACAACGGUUCUGUUGCAGAACACGAAUUCAAAGAGAUCGAAGCAAUCUCUGCAGGAAAUGGCGGCUUCCCCUGCCAAAUUCUUGUUUGGGUUCCUGCUCGUCUCAAUUAUACUCUGGCUAAUAUUCAUAUUUGCAUCCAGGUUGUUGGCUUGGAUUCUAAGCCGGAUUUUGGGAGCAUCCGUUUCAUUUCGGGUUGGUGGUUGGAAAUGUUUAAGGGAUGUUGUUGUCAAGUUCAAAAAGGGUGCUAUUGAAUCUGUAUCUGUUGGUGAAAUCAGACUCAGCUUACGGCAGUCCUUGGUUAAACUUGGGGUUGGCUUUAUUUCUAGGGACCCAAAAUUGCAGGUGUUAAUAUGUGAUUUAGAAGUUGUAAUGAGGCCUUCAAAUAAAAGCACAAAAAAGAGUAGAUCUCGCAGAUCCCGCACUUCCAGCAGAGGAAAGUGGAUGGUUGUGGCUAACAUGGCAAGGUUUUUGUCUGUGUCCGUGACAGAGUUGAUUGUGAAGACACCCAAAGCUACCGUCGAGGUUAAAGAACUGGGAGUGUAUAUAUCUAAAGAUGGUGGAUCCAAGCCAGCUUUGUUUGUUAAGCUACACCUUUUGCCUAUUGUUGUUCACUUGGGUGAGCCACGGGUUAGUUGUGAUCAAUCAUCCAACUUCAACCACGAUGGAUGCAUUUCAGCUAGCCAGGCAUUUUCUGGCAUGACAGAAAAGGCAUCUGCCCCUUUCAUCUGUGAAGAAUUCUCCUUUUCGUGUGAAUUUGGUCAUAAUAGGGAAGAAGGUAUAAUUAUAAAGAACAUGGAUAUUACCAGCGGAGAAGUUGCUGUGAACUUAAAUGAGGAGCUGUUUCUUAAAAAGAAGACUUCAUCUGACUCCUUUUAUCAUACUGAUGAGGUUAUAGGGUCUACUGUUGAGUCUGCCUCUGCUGAAAAGCCUCAUAAAAAACAGACAGCACUUUUGUCACUUACCAAGUACGCUUCCAUGUUCCCAGAAAAGCUUUCCUUCAAUUUGCCCAAAUUGGAUGUGAGGUUUGUGCAUCGGGGACAUGAUCUUGCUGUCGAGAAUAACAUCAUGGGCAUUGAAUUGAAAAGCAUCAAAUCCCGGUCUAUUGAAGACGUGGGGGAGAGUACACGCCUCGAAGUUCAAAUGGAUUUUAGUGAGAUUCAUCUUCUUAGAGAAGCUGGCAUUUCUGUUGUGGAGAUACUGAAACUUGAUGUUGUUUCUUCAGUUUACGUUCCAUUACAGCCUAUCUCGCCUAUCCGAUCUGAAAUUGAUGUUAAGCUUGGCGGUACUCAGUGCAAGAUAAUAAUGAGUAGACUAAAGCCAUGGAUGCACCUGCAGUCCUCAAAAAAGAAGAAAAUGGUGCUUCAGGAACAAAAUACUAAUCUUGAUAGGCCGUCGUCAAUUGAAUCAAAAUCCAUCAUGUGGACGUGUACUGUUUCAGCCCCAGAGAUGGCUAUUGUGCUUUAUAGUCUGAGAGAUUCGCCACUAUAUCAUGGUUGCUCUCAAUCGUCGCACAUCUUUGCCAAUAAUAUAUCUAGUACAGGCACUUCAGUACACAUGGAACUUGGUGAACUAAAUUUGCAUUUGGCUGAUGAAUAUCAAGAAUGUUUAAAAGAAAGCUUGUUUGGUGUGGAAACAAAUACGGGCUCCUUGGUGCAUAUUGCAAAAAUUGGCGUUGAUUGGGGUAAAAAAGAUCUCCAAGAGGAUGAUCCCAAGUGUAAAUCGGUUCUCUCUGUUGAUGUAACUGGCAUGGGUGCUUACUUGACAUUCAAGCGUGUUGAAUCAUUAAUAUCAACUGCUUUCUCCUUUAAAGCUUUAUUUAAAAAUAAAUCUGCUUCUGGUAAAAAACCACCACCGCAUAACCAGGGAGGGCGUUCAUCCAAACCAUCAGGUAAAGGGACUCAACUCCUAAAACUUAAUCUUGAAAGGUGUUCUGUAAAUUUCUGUGGUGAUGUGGGCUUGGAGAACACUGUUGUUGCUGACCCCAAACGCGUGAAUUAUGGAUCGCAAGGUGGUCGAGUUAUAAUUAAUGUCUCUGCUGAUGGGACACCACGCAGUGCAAACAUAAUGUCCACAGUUUCCGAUGACUGCAAGAAGUUGAAAUAUUCUGUAUCAAUCGACAUUUUCCAUUUUAGUAUGUGUGUGAACAAGGAGAAACAGUCCACGCAGGUGGAGCUUGAAAGAGCCAGAUCUACAUAUCAGGAAUACUUGGAAGACAAUAGACAUGGCACAAAAGUGGUACUGUUUGACAUGAAGAAUGCAAAGUUUGUUCACCGAUCUGGUGGUCUUAAAGAGGUUGCUGUCUGCUCUCUUUUCAGUGCCACUGAUAUCACUGUCAGGUGGGAGCCUGAUGUGCAUAUAGCAUUAUUUGAACUUGUGCUGCACUUAAAGUUACUUGUACACAGUCAGAAGCUUCGGGAACUUGAUAAUGAAUAUAUGGAAGACAUAUCUAGAGUGAGAGAUAUUGAGCAGAAGAAAGCAACACCUACAGAAUCUCUACCAGUAGAGAAACAACACAAGAAAAGGGAAUCUAUUUUUGCUAUUGAUGUGGAAAUGCUGAAUAUAUUUGCCGAGGUUGGAGAUGGGGUUGAUGCAAUGGUUCAAGUUCAAUCAAUUUUUUCUGAAAAUGCUCGAAUAGGAGUACUUCUCGAAGGACUUUUGCUCAGUUUCAAUGGAGCAAGAGUAUUUAGAAGUAGUCGGAUGCAAAUUUCUCGCAUUCCUGUUGCCCCUAGUAGUUCAGCUGAUGCAAAAGUUGAGGCAGCUACUACAUGGGACUGGGUAAUUCGAGGCCUUGAUGUCCAUAUUUGCAUGCCGUAUAGGUUGCAGUUGCGCGCCCUUGAUGAUUCUAUUGAGGAAAUGUUGCGAGCUUUGAAGCUUGUCACUGCUGUUAAAACUAAACUUAUAUUUCCAGUGAGAAAAGAAAGUGCAAAGCCUAAAAAGCCUACUUCAACAAAAUUUGGAUGUGUAAAAUUUUGUAUACGGAAACUAACCGCUGACAUUGAGGAAGAACCAAUACAGGGUUGGCUUGAUGAACACUACCAUCUGAUGAAGAAUGAGGCUUGUGAAUUAGCUGUCAGGCUGAAAUUUCUUGAUGAGCUUGUUUCCAGAGGCAGUCAAUGUUCAGGAUCUGCUGAAACAAAGGAUUCUACUUAUGAAGGUAAGAUUCAUUAUAAUGGGGAUGAGAUUGAUGUGCAAGAUGCUUCUUCUAUUCACAGAAUUCAAGAUGAGAUUUAUCAGCAGUCAUUCAGAUCAUAUUACCAGGCAUGCCAAAAGCUUAAACCGUCAGAAGAAUCAGGUGCUUGUAGGGAGGGGUUUCAGGCUGGUUUCAAGCCUAGCACAGCCCGAACUUCACUUCUCUCUCUUUAUGCUACCGAACUUGAUGUAAGCUUGACAAAGAUUGAAGGUGGCGAUGCUGGGAUGAUAGAGGUUCUACAUAAGCUUGAUCCUGUCUGUCGAGAAUGUAACAUACCAUUUUCUCGGUUGUAUGGGAGUAAUAUUCUUUUGCAUACAGGAUCUCUCGUUGCUCAGUUAAGAAAUUACACGUAUCCACUUCUUUCUGCAACUUCUGGUAGAUGUGAAGGUCGUAUUAUUCUAGCUCAGCAGGCGACAUGUUUUCAGCCCCAAAUCUCCCAAGAUGUCUUCAUUGGGAGAUGGAGGAAGGUGCGCAUGCUUCGGUCAGCCAGUGGCACAACUCCGCCAAUCAAAACAUACUCAGAUUUGCCCUUACAUUUUCAGAAAGCAGAAAUUUCCUAUGGAGUGGGUUUUGAACCAGCUUUUGCUGAUAUCAGCUAUGUUUUUACUGUGGCUCUUCGCAGGGCUAAUCUAAGCAUUCGGAACCCGAAUGCUCCUGUUCAGCCCCCAAAAAAGGAACGGAGUUUACCUUGGUGGGACGAGAUGAGAAACUAUAUUCAUGGAAAUAUAACUUUAUUUAUGUCUGAAACCAGAUGGAAUAUUCUUGCUACUACUGAUCCUUAUGAAAAGUCUGAUAAACUUCAAGUUGUUUCUGGUCAUAUGGAAAUCCAUCAGUCUGAUGGUCGUCUUUAUGUUUCUGCAAAGGAUUUCAAGAUAUUUUUGAGCAGUUUGGAGAGUUUGCUAAACAAUUGCAGCUUAAAACUUCCUAGCGGCGUGUCUGGUGCGUUCCUAGAGGCUCCAUCCUUUACUUCUGAAGUUACAAUGGAAUGGGAAUGUGAUUCUGGCAUUCCAAUGAAUCAUUACUUGUUUGCACUUCCCAAUGAAGGUGUACUUCGUGAAAAAGUUUUUGAUCCCUUCAGAUCUACUUCUCUCUCUCUGCGAUUGAACUUCUUACUCAGACCCUCUCUUCCAUCGUGUGAGAAUCAAUCACAAUCCUCCACUAUGGGAGAUAAUGCUGUCUUGGAUGGAUCUGUUUAUGGCCCACAAUUUAAGCCGGAGAGUGUUUUAAUUAAUUCACCAACCAUGAAUGUUGGUGCUCAUGAUUUAGCAUGGUUAGUUAAAUUCUGGAACAUGAACUACAUUCCUCCUCAUAAAUUGCGCACCUUUUCUCGGUGGCCACGAUUUGGAGUUCCAAGAAUUCCCAGAUCAGGCAAUUUGUCUCUAGACAGGGUGAUGACAGAAUUUAUGUUUCGCAUUGAUGCUACCCCAACCUGUAUAAGGCAUAUGCCUUUAGAUGAUGAUGAUCCAGCUAAAGGACUGACAUUUAAGAUGUCAAAGCUGAAAUAUGAGCUCUGUAAUAGUCGGGGUAAACAAAAAUAUACAUUUGAAUCCAAGCGCGAUCCUCUUGAUCUCGUUUACCAGGGCAUUGACCUUCACAUGCCCAAGGCAUAUCUAAAUAAGGAAGAUUGCACCAGUGUUGCAAAAGUUGUUCAAAUGACAAGGAAAAAUUCACAAUCUGCAUCCACGGACAGAGGUAAGAAUGAAAAAUGCAGCUAUAUGAGCGGCUGUAUGGAGAAGCAUCGCGAUGAUGGAUUUCUGUUAUCAUCUGAGUAUUUUACGAUCAGAAAGCAAGCCCCAAAGGCUGACCCUGCAAGGUUAUUAGCAUGGCAAGAAGCUGGAAGAAAAAAUCUUGAGAUGACAUAUGUCAGGUCUGAGUUUGAGAAUGGAAGUGGGAGUGACGAGCAUGCAAGAUCAGACCCAAGUGAUGAUGAUGGGUAUAAUGUGGUAAUAGCUGAUAAUUGUCAGCGGAUUUUUGUUUAUGGCCUUAAGCUUUUGUGGACUCUUGAGAAUAGAGAUGCUGUUUGGUCUUGGGUUGGUGGAUUAUCCAAGGCUUUUGAAGCUCCAAAGCCUUCUCCUUCUCGACAGUACGCACAGAGGAAGUUGCUUGAGGAGAACCAGGUAGUUGAUAGAGGUAAAAUGCUUCAAGAUGAUAUGUUGAAGGCCCCUUCUUCCAGUUCCCCACCUCAACAACAUGUCGAGACUUCCAUGCCGCUUUCAUCUCCACCAGAUUCAAGUAAAAUAGAAAACUCAGCACUGGAUGCAGUUGAAAAGAGUGAAAUCACUGAUGAUUCUGAAACGGAGGGAACUCGUCAUUUCAUGGUGAAUGUUAUUGAGCCGCAGUUCAAUCUUCACUCAGAAGAAGCCAAUGGUAGAUUUCUUCUCGCCGCUGUUAGUGGCCGUGUUUUAGCCCGUUCAUUCCAUUCAGUUCUUCAUGUCGGCCAUGAAAUGAUUGAACAAGCACUUGGUACGGGAAAUGUGCAUAUUCCAGAAAGUCAACCUGAAAUGACGUGGAACCGCAUGGAAGUUUCUGUCAUGUUAGAGCAUGUGCAAGCCCAUGUUGCACCAACUGAUGUUGAUCCAGGGGCUGGACUUCAGUGGCUUCCAAAAAUUCGUAGGAGCUCUCCAAAAGUAAAACGCACUGGUGCUUUACUUGAAAGAGUGUUUAUGCCUUGCGAUAUGUUUUUCCGCUACACGAGGCACAAAGGUGGAACUGCAGAUUUGAAGGUGAAGCCCUUGAAAGAGCUCGCUUUCAAUUCUCAUAAUAUAACGGCAACAAUGACGUCGCGUCAAUUUCAAGUUAUGCUAGAUGUGUUGACCAAUCUUCUCUUUGCUCGGCUUCCCAAGCCUCGAAAAAAUAGUCUUUCAUAUCCUGAUGAAGAUGAUGAAGAUGUAGAAGAGGAGGCAGAUGAGGUGGUUCCUAUCGGUGUUGAAGAAGUAGAACUUGCAAGAGUCAAUCUUGAACAGAAAGAGCGGGAGCAGAAGUUGAUUCUUGAUGACAUCAGGAAAUUAUCUCUCAGUGCUGAUACUUCUGGAGACCUACAUCCAGAAAAGGAAGGCGAUCUAUGGAUUAUAUCUGGUGGAAGAUCUACAUUGGUGCAAAGACUAAAGAAAGAGCUUGGAAAUGCAAAAAAGUUGAGGAAGGUUGCAUCUGCUUCAUUAAGGAUGGCUCUGCAAAAUGCUGCACAGCUACGACUAAUGGAAAAAGAGAAGAACAAAAGCCCAUCCUAUGCUAUGCGUAUUUCAUUGAAAAUAAACAAAGUGGUAUGGGGCAUGCUUGUGGAUGGUAAAUCUUUUGCUGAAGCUGAGAUAAAUGACAUGAUAUAUGAUUUUGAUCGGGAUUACAAAGAUGUUGGUGUUGCUAGGUUCACAACAAAAUCUUUUGUUGUCAGAAAUUGCCUGCCUAAUGCCAAAUCUGAUAUGCUUCUAUCAGCAUGGAAUCCCCCUCCUGAAUGGGGAAAGAAACUAAUGCUUCGUGUAGAUGCAAAGCAGGGAGCUCCGAAGGAUGGAAACUCUCCUCUUGAACUCUUCCAGGUAGAGAUCUACCCGCUGAAGAUACAUUUGACUGAGACAAUGUAUAGAAUGAUGUGGGAGUAUUUCUUCCCAGAAGAAGAACAAGACUCCCAGCGACGGCAGGAAGUUUGGAAGGUUUCAACUACUGCUGGCUUAAGGCGUGUAAAGAAAGGUUCAUCAAUGCAUGAUGCUUCUGCCUCUAGCAGUCACUCAACGAAAGAGCUUGAGGUUUCCUCCAAGUCAAACACCUCUGGUACCAGUCAGUCCUCUGUUCAUGCUGAUCCCAAUCAUGCAUCAAAGUUGCAGAACUUAAAAGAAAAUAUUGUUCGUGGUUCAACCCCCGAGCUAAGACGAACAUCUUCUUUUGACAGAACGUGGGAAGAAAAUGUGGCAGAGUCUGUGGCUAAUGAACUUGUAUUGCAGGUUCACACUUCAAGCAUCUCUUCAUCAAAAAGUGAGCCCCUUGGUUCUACCGAGCUGCAAGAUGAACCUACUAGAAACAAACCAAAAGACUCCAAAUCUGUCAAGUCUGGUCGUUCCUCUCAUGAGGAAAAAAAGGUUGGAAAGGUACAAGAUGAGAAAAGAACUAGGCCUCGAAGAAUGAGAGAGUUUCAUAAUAUCAAGAUAAGUCAGGUUGAGCUACUAGUUACUUAUGAAGGAUCAAGGUUUGCUGUGAGUGAUCUGAGGCUGCUAAUGGAUACAUUUCACCGUGUUGACUUCACUGGAACUUGGAGAAGACUUUUCUCACGAGUUAAGAAGCAUAUUAUUUGGGGAGUCCUCAAGUCUGUUACAGGAAUGCAGGGUAAGAAGUUCAAGGAUAAAGCACAUACUCAAAGGGAUCCUAUUGGAGCUGCUCUUCCCAGCAGCGAUCUUAAUUUUAGUGAUAGUGAUGGAGGUUCGGCUGGGAAAUCUGAUCAGUACCCACUAUCUUGGCCCAAGCGUCCCAGUGAUGGAGCAGGUGAUGGAUUUGUCACCUCAAUAAAGGGGCUUUUCAAUUCUCAACGACGCAAGGCCAAGGCAUUUGUUCUUCGAACGAUGAGGGGUGAAGCAGAGGAUGAGUUCGCUGGCGAGUGGAGUGAAAGUGACGUGGAGUUUUCUCCCUUUGCUAGGCAGCUGACCAUAACAAAAGCUAAGAGGCUCAUCAGACGGCACACUAAGAAGUUCCGCCCAAGAGGGCAGAAAGGUAUGUCUUCCCAACGAGGAUCACUUCCAUCAUCACCAAGGGACACCACACCAUUUGAAAGUGAUUCCGGUGGAUCCUCACCAUACGAGGAUUUCCACGAGUAGAAGAGUCUGGAGCAUGGUAUUCUUCAUAAGCCUUGGGUGGCACGGCACGGGGUUGCUGUUUGUGUAUAACAGUCCACAUUGAGCUGGGAGUCUGGGAAAAUAGAUGGAUCAAUUGUUAUUGAUUUGAUCCAGCGACUACCUUGGAUGACCUGAAUUAUCUUCAAAUAAAAGCAUGCUGAGGAACUCCAUGCAUGUAAAUAGUGAAAUUAUUCUUCAUGACGACCCCAUGGACAUUGUAGAUUGAUGACCUCUCCCAAUUUUCCCUGUAAGAGUUGUAUCAUUAGCGCGACGAAAUGUUACUAAUAUUAUGAUUCAAUGUUAUGUUAAUUUGUAUCAACACUGCCUCUGGCCAGUCAGAAUGAACAUAUGAGCUCUCAAGAGUUCGAUAAUUUUUGUACGCACUUAUAUAUUGAGAAUAAAAUAAUAAAUGAAAUUCUCCUCU
Molecule: messenger RNA, 8763 nt
Organism: Cornus florida
Lineage: Eukaryota; Viridiplantae; Streptophyta; Magnoliopsida; Cornales; Cornaceae
Product: protein SABRE
Exons: 23
Coding region: 393-8321 (2642 amino acids)
Source: RefSeq, a predicted model, not a curated record